Molecule: messenger RNA, 2533 nt
Organism: Pogoniulus pusillus (Red-fronted tinkerbird)
Lineage: Eukaryota; Metazoa; Chordata; Aves; Piciformes; Lybiidae
Gene: INSIG2
Product: insulin induced gene 2
Exons: 6
Coding region: 344-1021 (225 amino acids)
Biological process (GO): SREBP-SCAP complex retention in endoplasmic reticulum; SREBP signaling pathway; cellular response to insulin stimulus
Cellular component (GO): endoplasmic reticulum; SREBP-SCAP-Insig complex
Source: RefSeq, a predicted model, not a curated record
GAGGUGCGGUGUAUGAGCUGGGCCGGGCGGGCAGCGAUCGUCCCCGUCCUCCCCCCGGGUGGGCGAGCCCCUGGCAACUGUCACUGCCGGAGCUCUGCCUCGGGGCGGGGUGGCUCGGGGCCCCGGCACAAGCCGGGCUGCCAGGGGCACAGCGCAAACGACGGGCGACUCGUUGCUGCUGUUCCUAGGGCUGUGCCUGGGGCUAUGAGACAGGUGUCCGCUGUACCAAGGCCGACGGAGAGGAGGGAUUUUGAUAUCUCCGAACUGAAGACAGUCAAAAUACUAAUUGCAGGUGAAUGCUCCUUGGUCAGCCUGUUGGAUGUCUCUGGGAACAUAAGAAGUCAUGGCAGAAAAUGAUGCAAUGCCAACCUUACCAAAAAAGUGUGGCCCAUAUAUUUCAUCUGUCACCAGUCGUGGCAUGAAUUUGGUAAUUCGUGGCAUAGUGCUGUUUUUUAUUGGUGUGUUCCUUGCAUUGGUGUUAAACUUGCUUCAAAUCCAGAGAAAUGUUACUCUCUUCCCGCCUGAUGUCAUCACAAGCAUCUUCUCCUCAGCUUGGUGGGUGCCACCUUGCUGUGGCACAGCGUCAGCUGCGAUUGGGUUGUUGUACCCAUGCAUGGACAGACAUCUGGGAGAGCCACAUAAAUUCAAGAGAGAAUGGUCCAGUGUAAUGCGAUGUGUAGCAGUCUUUGUUGGAAUAAAUCAUGCCAGUGCUAAAGUGGAUUUUGCCAACAACUUCCAGUUAUCUCUCACAUUAGCAGCCCUGUCGAUUGGGCUGUGGUGGACGUUUGAUAGAUCACGAAGUGGCUUUGGUCUUGGAGUAGGAAUUGCUUUCCUCGCUACAUUGGUGUCACAGCUUCUGGUCUACAAUGGAGUGUAUCAAUACACAUCUCCAGAUUUCCUUUAUGUUCGUUCCUGGUUGCCAUGUAUAUUUUUUGCUGGUGGAAUAACUAUGGGCAAUAUUGGCAGGCAGCUAGCAAUGUAUGAAUGCAAAGUCAUUGCAGAGAAGUCUCACGAGGACUGAGGAGAAACAAUACACACCUUUUAAGUGGAAAAUAUCUGACAGAUGACUGUUGGAAGAGCAUAAAGAACACUUGACUAUAAAAUUGCCAAAAUGCAAUUUUUUUUCCCCUUGAGUGGUGUACUUUACUGCAAUCUGUGAUUGCUGCUUCUUUAGAAACUUUCAUGUCUGAUUUUGAUUACUGUGAAGGUACAAUAGUAUGCAAUAAAUUUGACAAUAUAGGUUCAAUUAUAGGAUUCUUUUUUUUCUGAAUCUAAAGUGAUUUUACCAUAAAUUCUUGGCUGUCCAUAAUGUUGCAGUGCCAAACUGAACCUUUGCACUAUGUUUCUGUAGCUGAAAUUCCUGCUUCACUUUAUCUUGAAAGUUUUGAGGAAUUUGUUCUUAAUGGCUCAGUGAAAGAAGGAUUCAGAUUUAGGUUUCCACGAUGAUAACCUAUAGUAUCUUUAUGAAAGUCAUGUAUUGCAGGUGAGCUUUGCAAUAAGUAACUGUUUCUGCCUGUUAACACCCUGUAUGACUCUUCUUGCAUCACAGGUGAAGCAACUUCAGUUAAACUGUUUGGGUUAUUGCCAUACCAUUUCAUUUGUUUGUGGUAUGUGCCCAGUAUCACAGAAUACAGAAAUGGAAACUAAGGCUGGAAAUUUACUAUAUUUUCCCCUACUAUAAUGAGUAUAUAUGUUUAUGUAUGAGUUUAUGUGGACAGAUUCUGGAAUCUAUUUGUUGUGUUGAGUAACACAAUGCAAUUUGGGUCAUUCUUGUACAAUCCCUUAAGCUGACUUCUGCUGAUCCCUUAAUAAAAAAUAGGGAGUGUUUAUUGCAGAACUUAAUUCUACUGAAGUAAAUCAGCCAGUACCAUAUAGUGUCAUAAAAUCCUCCAUUACCGACAUUACUCUUGGUAGUUCUUGUCUACUGCCUGCUCUGUUUGCAGGGAUCAGCAGAGGGGGGCAAGGCCGUAUCUUAGGUACUGAUGUAGCUCUUACUGCUCUGACUGUGGUCCAGGCAACCAUAAAUGUGUUUGUUCUUAUAACAGUUUUCUGAGGUGGAGAAAUACCCAUAAUUUAGAGGUGCCUGUGCACAGAAAGUCUGAUAGGAUGAAAAGCUCAUAGAGGCUGUGUGCUAAUUGAUUGCCUUCUUAAGAGGGAUUUUAAUGUGCAGCCUGUAUUUGGGGGCAUACAUGAAAUUUCCUACUGACUUUGUAGCUGCCUUGUAAGAUGAUGAGAUGAAAGAAUUUGUGCAAGAAGGCAGAAAGCAGACUUCAGGAAGACACUGCUAACCUGUGAUAGUGGUGAAUUUGGAAUGGGAUGUCUCUGCUUUGUGUUCCCUUUCUGUCUCUGUGCUGCUGAUGUUUUAAUGUAUUUGUUUUCCUUUUUUUUGUCUUGAAGUACUACUUUUCAAAUCUUCUAUGAAAGGUUUAUAAGACAUGUUACAGUCACCAAGGGAGGCUGGAGUUGGUCCAAAGAACAAAUAGAUGUUUAGACCAAUUUUUAUUAAUAAAUGUGUGUAUGCAUUGUACACAAA